This is a messenger RNA of Kalmanozyma brasiliensis GHG001, 2127 nucleotides long. RefSeq lists its product as uncharacterized. The record is from RefSeq and is a predicted model, not a curated record. The transcript has a single exon. Bases 1 to 2127 code for a protein of 708 amino acids. Lineage: Eukaryota; Fungi; Basidiomycota; Ustilaginomycetes; Ustilaginales.
AUGCACGUUCCUCUUCCUCGACUCCUCCUCCUUUUGCUGCUCAUCACGCCGCCAUCCGAAUCGUCGCGCUUGACGCAGCACUCAUCUGAUCACCACUUGCGAGACCACGACAGGCAUGCUGUCCUGGUAGAGAAGCGCCUGCUCAAAGCGGAGCUGCCCGACAAGCUCAAGGACUGGCAAAUCUUCCAGGAUGGCAAUCCCAUCCGCGAAGGCGUUCGCAGCAAGUACGCAUCCGCUCUUCGCUACAUCGACAAGAUCAAAGAGCCCUAUUCGUUCGCCAAAGGCAUCAAGAAGGAGUGGAGGUACGAGCCUGAUCUGCGGCGACAUUACUUCCUACCGAGAGUGCUGCGUGUGCCGCUCAUACUCCAAGACGGUCCUUUUCGGUACAAGAAGGAGCUCACCGGGUUCAUCAAGGGUACCGAUGAAGAUCUUGGUCUGCAGACGGUUGCCAAACCGCAUCUGCCAGAGAUGGCUGAAGAGCAAGGUGAUGAAGCUGCACAGUCGAAAGCUGGCCUUUCAGGUGGAACAGAGCAUGACGACGAGAUGUCGGUUCCGAGCGGGUCUCGCAGACCUGGCAGAAGACCACGCACUCGUCGGUUCGAGCGCCAGCCCGGGUUCAAUCCGUUCCGUCAGGUACCAGGGCAGGACCUUGGCCCUCCUCGUCAUCCAGUGCCUGAGAUCGAGUCUGACGACUCGGCACACCUUCCCUGGGCCGGUGGAUCCCAAAGCACGGCCGAGAGUCGUCGCCCGAGCGAUGGCGAUCGACAACCUUCGCUAGACCAACAGAGCGCUGGGCAGGCGAGGAUCGUGGAGCCUUUGAGCAACGCCUUUGUCGGUAUGGGGGAUAGGUACAGAACACUGCAGAACUUUCAAGAGGAACAGAUACGAAAGGCAGCGAUGCGCUACUCUGGUCAUCCAGAGCACAUCCCGUCAGGACAGCAGGACGGCGGCUCGAUGCCCUCUCGGUCAGCCCCUGUACAAGCUCCGACGCCAGAACAGAGUCACAAGCAUGUCGGCGAUCCCGCAGAAGCGGAUGCAGAUGUCUCGAACCCCAUCACACCUGACCUCAGCACGCCAGGAUCCUUUACGCCAGAGCACGCUCGAAUGAGCCCAGGAUGGGCGCGCUCGCCAGAGCUGCGUACUCCUUUGGGUGGCGAUCCAUCUCCACGCGUCUCCACGCCUGGUGCUAUGACUCCUCAUUCGCAACCAGGGACAGGCGGCCACACUCCACUGUCCAUGUUCAGGCUACCUGUUGACUAUGCCGAGCAGCUACAAGCUGCGCGCGCCCGACUGGAACAGGAGCAGCUGAGCCACGAACAUGCAAGACCGAGCGUCGCUCCGGCGACGACGUUCGGGCCAAAAAGUAGCUCGAGCGCCAGUGUGGGCUGGUACGCCGGUCAACCAUCGCCAGAAGCCCAGCGCAAUGCACAAGAGGCUGCGCAGUGGAACGACGUCGACUAUGCCAUCUACCACCCGGAUCCGUUCAGACAUGCCAAGAUAUCGGCCGCCAAAGUGUAUCCGCUGAGGGACCAGGAGAUGCGGUCAGGUACCGUGACGCCGUCCAUCGAAAGCGAGACGCACAAGAGCGAAGAAGACGGCUCUGGCAGGGAAUCUCGUCAAGGUGCGGAAGGGACCGCGAACGCACCUCAAAGCAUCGAACGCGAUCUGCGCAAGGACGAGGAGAUGAAGGACGUCUCUCCGUCGAGCGGAGCCUCUGCUCCUCCAUCUGCUCCUGCUGCUGCCGACGUCGAGCCGCCCUCCCACAUCGACGAAACCACCUCGUCCGAUGUCCCUGCCAAAAAGCGCAAGCGCCCUCCUAAGCUCCAACCCACCUUGAAGCGCGUGCAGAGCUUCCUCUUCCCGACCGCAACCGAGCAUACGGAGCUCACCUCGCCGCACCUGCGAGGCUUCAAGCCGUCCUUGUCGAUCAAAGAAGAACCGAAUCCGGACUUCGACCCCACAGAUCCACGCAGCUCGCCCGGGCUGGUGUUUCGUCGUUAUCGGCUGGCACACUCCUCGAAGGGCUCAGUGCAGAAGGGAAGACACAGGCUACAGCGUCUACCGUCGUUUGAGACGUCGCGCGAGUCAACGACCCAAGAGUCCCGCGAUGGGCCAUCGCCACGAUAG